GGCUCGAGCGGGCGCCCCGCGCCCCCCGCCCCUCGCCGCCGCCCAGCGGCGGCUGCCAUCGCGCAGAUCCCCCCGUGCCAGAGCCUCUACGCCUCCCCGAAGCAUACGCAAGUCUCGGCCGGGGGGCGCCACACCGUGCUGCUCAGGAGCGACGGUUCGGCCAUGGCCUGCGGCCUGUCCGAGAAUGUCUGCGACACGCAAGAGUGACCUCUCGCCGGAGUGACCUUCUGUGCGGGCCCAUUGGGGUCCCCCGAUCGCCGAACGCGGUGCGAUAGCAGCGUCUUGCGCGCGCGUGUGUUUGGCCCCCCCCGCGGCCCCCGAAGAGCCGCGCACCCGAGGCCAUUCCUGCCCAGGGUCACUCCUGCGUGUAGCCGAGCAUGGCCAGUGCGCCCUCCCGGCGCUGGCCGGCGGCCUGACCUAUGUGCAGGCGGCCACGGGAGGGCGCCACACAGUCCUGCUCCGGAGCGACGGCGGGGCCGUGGCCUGCGGCCGGAACGUCGACGGUCGCUGCAGCAUCCCGGCGCUCGAGGCGAACCUCAGAUAUAUGCAAGUUGCUGCUGGUAUCCGAAGAAGAGAAUCGGGGGGUGAUAGACUUCCUACCCUGACACGUCGAUUAGCGAAUUGGCCGUUUUCGGUUCGCGAGAAGGCGUCGCGGUCUUCAUUUUCGCGGGUCCAGGUCCGUCGGUUUCUGUCCCAUGCCGUUUUCACUAAAGGGUGGUUUACUAAAGGGAGGUUUGUCCACCGCCGAAAACAAACCAAACAAACAUGAACUGUUGGCGCUCCGCGCGGAGUUCUUGGAUCCGCACCUGGGCCCCCGGCGGUGUUUUUGCCGCCGUUUCUGGUGCGCUUUGCGCGUUAGGGAGGGGGGUCCAGAGCGGAUCCCAGAAAUCUGCGCGGAGCCAUGUGUAUGUGUUUUUUCUUUUUCUAGGCAUGUUCCACACCGUCCUGCUCAGAAACGAUGGCACGGUCGUGGCCUGUGGUUUUAAUGCUUCGGGCCAGUGCGCCAUCCCAGCGCUGAUCGCAGACCUGACCUACAAUCAGGUUGCCGUUGGAGAUGAUCACACAGUCUUGCUCAGAAGCGAUGGCACGGCCGUCGCUUGCGGCCGGAACGAUAAUGGUCAGUGCGACAUUCCAGCGCUGGUCGCGCAUCUGACGUACACGCAAGUCGCUGGUGGAGGGUUCCACACAGUUCUGCUCAGGAGCGACGGCACGGCCGUGGCCUGCGGCGACAAUGACGAGGGCCAGUGCAACAUUCCCGCGCUGGUCGCAGGCCUGACCUACACGCAGGUCUCCGCUGGAAUGUGCCACACGGUCCUGCUCCGGAGCGACGGUGCGGCCGUCGCGUGCGGCCGGAACAGCAGUGGCCAGUGCGCCAUCCCGGCGCUGGUCGCGGACCUGUCCUAUGUGGUCCACUUGUUGCCAACGCUGCUCCUGCAGGCCUCGUAUGACGGCGAUUCGGUGCAUUUCCUCACCUUCGGCGGGGCGGAGCGGCGCACGGUCCAGGUGGGUCGCACCGCCAGCCUCGCGGAGGUCUACGACCAGCUGCUGGCCGACCAGCGCGCGGGAAGGCUGGGGCCCGGAGUCUGGCGGGUCGACGCAAUCUUGCCAGACGGCCGGCUGCUCAGCAGCGUCUCGGCAGAGGCGACCGCCGCCAGCGCCUCGAUGCCUGCUCGCGCUCCUCCGGCGGUGUCUCCAGGGCCGCCUUCCCCACCCCCCGCAGGCGUAGCCGAUUUCCUGUGAGGCCAGCCCGAGGAUGCACGCAGCGAGCCUGGCAGCAGUCGGGGGCGAGGGAGAGGGUGAAGUGAGAAGGAGAAGGCCUUCGCAGAAGGCGGCGGGACUUCUCAGAACCCCCCCGCGCCCUCCGAG
This is a messenger RNA of Prorocentrum cordatum, 1866 nucleotides long. The record is from the annotation of a GenBank genome assembly. Lineage: Eukaryota; Dinophyceae; Prorocentrales; Prorocentraceae.